AUGUCACAAUUACAGCUCUUGAAUGUGUUUCUGACCGAACGAUUAACAGCGGUAGCUAUGGAGAUAUCUGUUGUACUUGAACAAAAUUUAGGCGAGUACCAGGAAGAAAUCUCCCGUUCAAAUGAGGAGAACAAACGUCUACAGAACCUGUUGGACUUGGUUUUCAGCUCCGAAAUCAAGUUACUCCGCGAAGACUCCCAGCAGCUCUCUCUUCCUGUCUCUGAAGAGGAGGUUCCCCCUGAGCAGCAGCACUGUGAGCAGGAGAGUAGCCCCAGUCAGAGGCAGGAGGACCCAGAGCCCACACUGAUUAAAGAGGAACAGGAGGAACUCAGGACCAAUCAGGAGGAAGACCAGCCUCAAGGUCUGGAACCUGAUACCAAAGACCUCUUGAUUCCUGCCUGUGUGAAAAGUGACUAUGAACAGGACCCACCUCUGCCCUCACAUCUUGACCAAACCUUGGAGAACAGAGAGAGGGACUCUCUACCCACCAACACAACUGAACAGAUCAAAACAGAACCUGAUGGAGAGGACUACAGAGGAUCAGAACCAACCAGGGACUCUCAACUCCUCUCUGAAGCCCAGAUAGAAAACAUAGACGAACGUGUUGAUGGGAUGGAGAGACACAUUCCUCCUCCCUUCUCUCCAGACUCCCAGCAGCCCUCUCUCUCUGUCUCUAAAGAGGAGGUUCCUCCAGAGCAGCAGGAGAGAAGCCCCAGGCUGGGUCUGGAGGACCCAGAGCCCACAAAACAAGAGGAACUCUGGACGAAUCAGGAGGAACAGCAGCUGGAAUCUGACAGCAGCGUAUCAGAACCAACCAGUGACUCUCAGCUCCUCUCUGCAGUAAAUCCAGACUGUUCUGCAGCUCUGGGGGAAAACAGAGUAUGUGUUGAUGGGGCAGUGGAGAUGCUUGUUCUUCUUUUCUUCCCUCCAGACUCCCAGCAGCUCUCUCUUCCUGUCUCUGAAGAAGAGGUUCCCCCUGAGCAGCAGCUCUGUGAGCAGGAGAGAAGCCCCAGUCAGAGGCAGGAGGACCCAGAACCCACACAGAUUAAAGAGGAACAGGAGGAACUCAGGACCAAUCAGGAGGAAGACCAGCCUCAAGGUCUGGAGUCUGAAAUCAGAGUAUCAGAACCAACCAGCCUCUGCAGAGUUUUAGAACCAACCAGUCUUUGCAAAGUAUUAGAAUCAACGUCUGUAGCAAAUCCAGACUGUUCUGCAGCUCAGAGUGAAAAGAUAGAAGAAUAUGUUGAUGGGUUGGAGAGACCCAUUCUACCUUCCUACCCUCCAGAACUCCCUGUCUUUGAAGAGGAGGUUCCCCAUGAACAGCAAGAGAGGAGCCCCAGGCUGGGUCUGGAGGACCCAGAGCCCACAAAGGUUAAAGACAAAUGGGAGGAAUUCAUGACCAGGCAGGAGGAAGAGCAGCUUCACAUUGGGCUAUCAGAAUCAACAAGCCUUUGUAGAGUAUCAGAACCAACCCUCUCUGUAGCAAAUCCAGACUGUUCUGAAGCCCAGGUAGAAAACAUAGAAGAACGUGUUGAUGGGAUGGAGAGACACAUUCCUCCUCCCUUCUCUCCAGACUCCCAGCAGCCCUCUCUCUCUGUCUCUAAAGAGGAGGUUCCCCCAGAGCAGCAGGAGAGAAGCCCCAGGCUGGGUCUGGAGGACCCAGAGCCCACAAAACAAGAGGAACUCUGGACGAUUCAGGAGGAACAGCAGCUGGAAUCUGACAGCAGCGUAUCAGAACCAACCAGUGACUCUCAUCUCCUCUCUGCAGUAAAUCCAGAAUGUUCUGCAGCUCAGAGCGAAAGCGGUAAAGUUCAUCAGAGUCCCAGAACAUCUUCAGAACAAGUUUCUAGUAACGUGGAAUCAAAUGAAGCAUCUAAUUUCUCUACCUGGAGUGAGGAAAACAUCUCGGCUACAGACAGCAACUCUUCAGACAGGAACUCCUGCACUAAAGAAGACUCGGAGGCACGUAAACCAGCCAAGAGAACACGCCAUUCUAGUGGUGUGGUGAAUGAAAAAUCUGAUCUGUCUAACUUCUGUGAUGAAAAUAACCCGGGGACUGAGAUCAGGCCUUCAGAUGGCAACAAAGACAUGAACAUCCAAACAGACUCUGGGGCUCAUAAUCCUAAUCCUGGCCAGCCGAUCCGUCGCACACGCACCCAGCCGACCCGUCACACACGCACCCAGCCGACCCGUCACACACGCACCCAGCCGACCCGUCACCCACGCACCCAGCCGACCCGUCACCCACGCACCCAGCCGACCCGUCACCCACGCACCCAGCCGACCCGUCACCCACGCACCCAGCCGACCCGUCGCACACGCACCCAGCCGACCCCUGUCGCACUUGCGCCCUGCCAGCCGACCGCCGUCACACAGGCGCCUGACCAGCCGAUCCGUCGCACACGCACCCAGCCGACCCCUGUCGCACUUGCGCCCUGCCAGCCGACCGCCGUCACACAGGCGCCCUGCCAGCCGACCGCCGUCACGCAGGCGCCCUGCCAGCCGACCGCCGUCACGCUGGCGCCCUGCCAGCCGACCGCCGUCACGCAGGCGCCCUGCCAGCCGACCGCCGUCACGCAGGCGCCCUGCCAGCCGACCGCCGUCACGCAGGCGCCCUGCCAGCCGACCGCCGUCACGCAGGCGCCCUGCCAGCCGACCGCCGUCACGCAGGCGCCCUGCCAGCCGACCGCCGUCACGCAGGCGCCCUGCCAGCCGACCGCCGUCACGCAGGCGCCCUGCCAGCCGAUCGGUCGCACACGCACCCAGCCGACCCCUGUCGCACUUGCGCCCGGCCAGCCGACCAAACGUCUACAGAGUGACUCUCAGCUCCUCUCUGCAGUAAAUCCAGAAUGUUCUGCAGCUCAGAGUGAAAACGGUAAAGUUCAUCAGAGUCCCAGAACAUCUUCAGAACAAGUUUCUAGUAACGUGGAAUCAAAUGAAGCAUCUAAUUUCUCUACCUGGAGUGAGGAAAACAUCUCAGCUACAGACAGCAACUCUUCAGACAGCAGCUCCUGCACUAAAGAAGACUCUGAGGCACGUAAACCAGCCAAGAGAACACGCCAUUCUAGUGGUGUGGUGAAUGAACCAUCUGAUCUGUCUAACUUCUGUGAUGAAAACAACCCGGGGACUGAGAUCAGGCCUUCAGACGGCAACAAAGACAUGAACAUCCAAACAGACUCUGGGGCUCAUAAUCCAGCUAAGAGGAUAUGUCGGAGGGUGCCUGAUAUGUCAGAGGGUGCAGUAGCAAGACGUGGGAGUGGAGAGAUGGCUUCCUGUUCCCGUCCCAAAGUGCCAGGAUCCACUCCAGAUUACACCCACUGCUUGCACUGUCAAGGUCUGUACAUUCGAAAGUCACUAUGGAAACAUGUCAGAUACUGCCCUCUGAACCCCAAAGCUGAAGAACCAAAACCUGGACAAAAGAUGAGGUUUCAGUCAGCAAUGGUGUUUAAGUUGUGUCCUCAACCCGACUACGUCAGCACAGGUCUUUGGAAGAUAGUUUGUGGUAUGAACUCCGGCCAAGUUUCAUUUGUGGUAAGAAAUGACAAAUGUAUCCUCCUCAUGGGAGAAGAGAUGUACAACAAACUACCGCCAGAUGACAGAAGAAAUAAAUACAUCCAACAAAGAAUGAGAGAGGUGGCAAGACUCCUCAUCACGGCCAGGACGUGUACACCUCUGAUGUCCUUUGAGGACCUGGUCAUACCUAGUAAUUUACCUCAAGUCAUCACGGCAGUGAGAGCUGUUGCUGGCUACAACGAGGAGAACAAAACGUACGACUGUCCGACGCUGGCUGUUCAAAUGGGAUACAACUUAAUGAACAUUGGCAGCGCUGUGGAAUCCUCUGCACUGACGUCAGGACAACACAAAGUCGCGGAGUCUGCUUGCAAAUUCAAAAGUUUCAAGUGGAAUGAGGUUGUUUUGGCUGGAGCACUGUCCACUCUCAGUGAACCCAAAAAUAAAUGUCCCCAGCCGACCGCCGUCACACAGGCGCCCUGCCAGCCGACCCCCGUCACACAGGCGCCCUGCCAGCCGGCCCCCGUCACACAGGCGCCCUGCCAGCCGACCCCUGUCACACAGGCGCCCUGCCAGCCGACCCCUGUCACACAGGCCCCCUGCCAGCCGACCCCUGUCACACAGGCGCCCUGCCAGCCGACCCCUGUCACACAGGCGCCCUGCCCGCCGACCCCUGUCACACAGGCGCCCUGCCCGCCGACCCCUGUCACACAGGCGCCCUGCCAGCCGACCCCUGUCACACAGGCGCCCUGCCAGCCGACCCCUGUCACACAGGCGCCCUGCCAGCCGACCCCUGUCACACAGGCGCCCUGCCAGCCGACCCCUGUCACACAGGCGCCCUGCCAGCCAACCCCUGUCACACAGGCGCCCUGCCAGCCGACCCCUGUCACACAGGCGCCCUGCCAGCCGACCCCUGUCACACAAGCGCCCUGCCAGCCGAUCCGUCGCACACGCACCCAGCCGACCCGUCGCACACGCACCCAGCCGACCCGUCGCACACGCACCCAGCCGACCCGUCGCACACGCACCCAGCCGACCCGUCGCACACGCACCCAGCCGACCCGUCGCACACGCACCCAGCUGACCACUGUCGCACUUGCGCCCGGCCAGCCGACCCGUCGCACAGGCACCCAGCCGACCCGUCGCACAGGCACCCAGCCGACCCGUCGCACAGGCACCCAGCCGACCCGUCGCACAGGCACCCAGCCGACCCGUCGCACAGGCACCCAGCCGACCCGUCGCACAGGCACCCAGCCGACCCGAAGAAACACUGUGAGAUUAAAGUCGAUCACUGAUGAGGUAGCAGCAGUAGAGAAACACAUGAUGCCGUUCAUAAAGAGUAGCCGAGUUUCUGAAAAGAGGGACUGCCUCGAAUGCCUCCAGUCAGAACCUGUGGCGCUCAAAAGCAGAGACUGGUCGGGCAUUAAGUUCUAUGUAAAUAGAGUCAAACAGAGACAGAGUAUUGCAGGGAACUCAGAGGGCAGCAGCCCUGACCGGGACUCAACCUCAGGUCCAGCAGCCCUGACCGGGACUCAACCUCAGGUCCAGCAGCCCUGACCGGGACUCAACCUCAGGUCCAGCAGCCCUGACCGGGACUCAACCUCAGGUCCAGCAGCCCUGACCGGGACUCAACCUCAGGUCCAGCAGCCCUGACCGGGACUCAACCUCAGGUCCAGCAGCGCUG
Salvelinus fontinalis (brook trout) is the source of this 5194-nucleotide messenger RNA. RefSeq names its product mucin-2-like. The transcript has 5 exons. Bases 1 to 5067 code for a protein of 1688 amino acids. NCBI's taxonomy places the organism in Eukaryota, Metazoa, Chordata, Actinopteri, Salmoniformes, Salmonidae. The record is from RefSeq and is a predicted model, not a curated record.